GCGUCGGCACAGCAAAGGUGUAGUUUCUAGUCUUCGAAAAGGGGGGAUAAAAGAGCUUGCUUGAAACUGAAAUAAGUCAGAUACUGAUUACAGAUACAGAUACAGAUACUUUAUAAUAUUCCCCUAAAUCGUAUAUAGCUAAUGGUUAUAAUUAGUCCAAUAUUCAAAUGGGAGUUUAAUUUGAACCGUAAUAAAGUCGAAAAACAGAAAAAUGACUGAAUGACUGAAUUUUGUCAGAUCUACUAUUUAGUAUUUAAAACUCGACACAAUGGGCCAUGGAUCAGAAGUUUUUGCUUUGAUUUUGACAGUGCAUAUUGCCCUUGAAAUUGGUUCCAUUAAUGCUUCCAGGUUCAGGUUCACCAACUUUGUUUGUGAUUCUGUGGAUGAAUCUUGGAUUUCGGUGCACAAAUGCCGUUUGAAGGCGGUUCAAAGGGGCAAAACAACAUUGAGUUUCGAUGGAACUGUGCUAAAGACAGUCUCAACUCUUAAAGUUCAUGCCCAGAUUUUCAAGAGGGCCAAUGGCUUCAAGCCCUGGCUCUACAACAUCACGUUCGAUGGCUGCAGAUUCCUGAGAAAGCCCUACGAAGCGCCGGUAGUUCUGGUUUUUAACCUUUUUAAACCAUUUUCCAAUCUCAAUUUCACAUGCCCCUAUAAGGGACCAGUACGCGUCAUAGGUUUCCACAUCAUCGGAGAGCAGAUUCCCGUGCCGCUUCCCUCUGGGGAAUACCUAAUAUCAAUAAAGUGGUACCUCAAUAAGAUGCUCGCCAUUUCCACGAGCAUUUACUUCUCAUUUGAGGAAAAUUUGACUUAA
This is a messenger RNA of Drosophila eugracilis, 811 nucleotides long. RefSeq lists its product as uncharacterized. The record is from RefSeq and is a predicted model, not a curated record. Lineage: Eukaryota; Metazoa; Arthropoda; Insecta; Diptera; Drosophilidae. The transcript has 3 exons. Bases 269 to 811 code for a protein of 180 amino acids.